Messenger RNA from Neopsephotus bourkii (Bourke's parrot), 3257 nucleotides. It is a transcript of the gene SGPP1, whose product is annotated as sphingosine-1-phosphate phosphatase 1. Gene Ontology annotation, biological process: sphingosine metabolic process; phospholipid dephosphorylation. The transcript has 3 exons. Lineage: Eukaryota; Metazoa; Chordata; Aves; Psittaciformes; Psittacidae. Gene Ontology annotation, cellular component: endoplasmic reticulum membrane. The record is from RefSeq and is a predicted model, not a curated record. Gene Ontology annotation, molecular function: sphingosine-1-phosphate phosphatase activity. The coding region runs from base 205 to 1464 and encodes 419 amino acids.
GGGGGCUCGGGCCGGGCGGUGUCUUCGCCCCGCCCUCGAGCGGGUUUCUCCUGAGGGAACCGUUCUUUUCCCCGCCGCACGCACGGGAUCCCCCGUCCUUUUCGCCGCCCCGCAAGCGAAGCCCCCUCAGCUUCUCGUCCGCCUACCCAGGCAGAAUCUAGCCGCCUUCAGCCCGCUCCUCGCGGGCGGCCUCGUCCUCCAGCCAUGGCUCUCUGCCGGCGCCUGUCCCGGCUGGCCGCCCACCUGCAAGACCCACAGAAAGUGGCCGCCUUCCAGCGGCUCUGCGGGGUGGAGGGGCCUACGGGCUGGGCCGAUGCGGAGCAGCGAGCCGGAGCCCGGGGGCCGGUGGCUAACGGCAGCCCGCCGGCAGCGGAGCGGAUGGGAGGGCAGGGGCAUCCCGCCGGGAACGGGACUGUGCCCGGUGGGGCGGGUCCCCCGCAGCGGGGGAGGAGGAGGCCGCGGCGCAACUCCCUCACGGAGGAGGACGGCAGCCAGGAGUUCUCCACCCGCAGCCGCUUCCUCUACUAUCUCUUCAGUCUGGGCACGGAGCUCGGCAACGAGCUCUUCUACAUCCUCUUCUUCCCCUUCUGCAUUUGGAACUUGGACGCCUGGCUGGGCCGGAGGCUUAUCAUCAUCUGGGUGUGGGUGAUGUACCUGGGGCAGUGCACCAAGGAUGUCAUCCGCUGGCCGCGGCCUGCCUCCCCGCCUGUGGUGAAGCUGGAAGUGUUCUACAACUCGGAGUACAGCAUGCCCUCCACUCACGCCAUGUCGGGCACCGCCAUCCCCCUGGCGCUCCUGCUGCUCAGCUACGGCCGCUGGCAGUAUCCCCUUAUGUUUGGACUGAUCCUUGCAUUCUGCUGGUGUUUGUUGGUUUGCUGUAGUCGAAUUUACAUGGGAAUGCAUUCAAUUUUGGAUGUUAUUGCUGGAUUUCUGUAUGCUAUCCUUAUCUUGGUUGUCUUCCAUCCAGUUGUGGACCUGAUUGAUAACUUCAACUUAACUUACAAAUAUGCACCCUUAAUUAUCAUCAGUCUCCAUUUAGCCCUGGGCAUCUUCUCUUUCACUCUAGACACCUGGAGCACAUCUCGAGGCGACACAGCUCAGAUACUCGGCUGUGGUGCUGGAGUAGCCUGCGGCUCUCACGUUAACUACAUGAUGGGUCUAAAUCUAGAUCCUCCUCCCAAGACUUUACCUUUAUCACUUUCCUCUCUCACUGUGACUGUGUUUGGAAAAGCCAUAUUGCGGUUGUUAAUCGGAGUAAUAGUUCUGUUGUUAACAAAAGUAGCGAUGAAAAAAGCCACUAUUCCACUGGCAUGUAAAAUAUUUUGCAUACCACAUGAUGAUGUACGGAAAGCAAGACAACGCAUGGAAGUUGAGCUUCCCUAUCGUUAUAUUACGUAUGGAACAGUUGGGUUCUCCCUCAUGUUCAUUGUUCCUUGCCUCUUCCACUUCAUUGGUCUUUCUUGAUGCAGUUUUAUCACUUUCAGUAGGGAGAACAGAGCUGGUUGCUUUUCAAAGAGGUGCACAGUCUGCUAAGUCAAGGCUAGUGAGCUUCACUUUGGCAGGGUCUUCACUUUAACAGCAAUACAUAGAAGGCAAAGCAUUUAAAGAACUUUGCACAUCUUUGGGUAUGGUAUGGGGCCAAAAGUCAAAUACCAAUUCACAAGAAGUGCUGAACUCUAUAAAUGCUGUGUCUAGACUUAUUGCUGUAACAAAGUCUGUGUGUGUGAUGCAAUUAAUGUAUCUGGAAUGUCUGUGCCUGUGUAUGUUGACAUUUUAACAGGUAUAUCAGCUGCUCAGAAAGCUUCAUUCAUGACCUGUUUGCCAUUUCAUAAUAACUUACUCAAAUUGUUGGACCAUAGACUGCUAAAUUUAUUUUCAUCUAUUCUUUCCUGAAGCCUUGCUUCAAGAUGUUUCAGCUAAUAGGCAUUUCUAAUGGACCAAACUUGUAAUGAGUUUGAAUUUUUCUAAGGAAGUAAACAGAAACCUUUUUCUUUACCCCGCUCUACAGAGUAAAAUGUUUGGACUGAUAUUGGUAGAUACCACUAAAGUGUAUAUGAUCCAGGUACUGUAUUUUAUGGUUUAAUAACUGUGCCUUUCUGUUACUAAAUUAAGAAAUGCCAUAUAUACUGUGAUGUAAAAAUGCCAAAUUUUAUUUAAGAUACUACAUAAUUAGGCAGAUAUUUUUAAAUGUUAGAUUGUCCAUCAUGUUGCUGGCAUGGUUCAAGUGAACUCGAAGGUAUUCAGUUUAGCCUGAUCAAAAUUGCAUAAAUGAAAUAACACAAGAAUCAUGUCCUUAAGCUCAAGAUGUUGUAAAUGGACAAUAAUCCCUUUUGUAAGUAUUUUUAAUGUGUAUUGUAAGUUACUGGAAGAGGAUAUAUUUUUCUGGAGAUUGUUUAUAUAGUGAACAGAUAUUCAAAAUUAAUUAUCUAAACACGUAAACAAUAAAAACAUGCCAUUCUGCAAAGAAAUGGGCUUCACUUAUUCCAAACUAAUUUAGAAAGACCGUUGUUUUUGCAUACUUUCUUAGGAGAUAUAAUUCUUAUUCUCAAGAAAAUACAUGUAUUUUUAUGCAUUAAUGUAUUUAAAGGUAAUAAUCACUUUUACUCCAUUUAGAUAGCUAUAAGACAAUAUAAGGAUCAAAUUAAAUUUUUAAUCAUGCUGAUAGGUAGAUUGUGAGCAGUCAAGACAAUAUGGUCAAUGUAUGAACAGUUUGUGCAUAUCUAAGUUUUACUGAAUUAUUAUGCACUUUCCAGCUUUUCAUGAUCCUUUUCCCAGUGAUGAGUAGAAUAUGACCCUUCAACUGGAAUUUCAUGUGCCUCUUGUGUUUCGUUUUGUCUAUGUUCAUGUGUUGCUUAAUCUGUUCUUCCCAUGUCAGGAACAGUCUCCUUGUCUGGCCAGAUGUGAAUUACUUAAGUUUUGUAUUGUACUUUUUUUUUUCCCCCCCAGGAAAAUCAUAAUCUGGUUAAAAAGUCUAGGGAUAGAAUACAAAGCUUAAUUUGUUUUGUAAGUAAUAUUUGGAACUGGAAAGACUGUUCGUACUGGGGCUCAUAACUCCAAACUGUUAAUAUGUAAAUUAACAAAGUUAAUCUCUUUCUUCAGAGCAGCGAAGUUAUGGUAUGCCAGCACUAGGUGAUGUCAAAAACUAACUUUUCUGAUGCAUUUCUUCAGUGCACUAAGAAUGUACCACUAUGAAUGUAUUCAAACUGAUGUAUUCAGAACUGAUAGUGUAUUAAACAACUUCUGCAGUUGAGAAGACC